Opisthorchis viverrini is the source of this 948-nucleotide messenger RNA. RefSeq lists its product as hypothetical. The record is from RefSeq and is a predicted model, not a curated record. NCBI's taxonomy places the organism in Eukaryota, Metazoa, Platyhelminthes, Trematoda, Opisthorchiida, Opisthorchiidae. Gene Ontology annotation, biological process: microtubule cytoskeleton organization; intracellular signal transduction; protein phosphorylation. The transcript has 6 exons. The coding region runs from base 1 to 948 and encodes 315 amino acids. Gene Ontology annotation, molecular function: protein serine/threonine kinase activity; tau-protein kinase activity; ATP binding. Gene Ontology annotation, cellular component: cytoplasm.
AUGAAACGCUUGCCUCGCAUGUCAUAUGUCCGGGGUUCAGCUCCCGGCGCGUCCACUGGGUAUGCACUGCUAAUGAGCUAUAGUAAGAGCGAAACUCGGGUCCAGUACAUCCCCCCUCGGUGUGGACUCACCGGAAUAAUUGCUCCAGAACGGGAGGACGACCAUUCAAACAAGAGUGGCGAAGUGUUUGACUAUCUGGUCACUAAUGGCCGAAUGAAAGAGAAGGAAGCUCGUGUGAAAUUUCGACAACUUGUUUCGGCCGUUGAGUAUUGUCACAGCAAAAAGAUUGUCCACCGAGAUUUGAAGGUCAGAUGGGGACCGCGUGAUCCUCACUGUGCCUGGUUGGAGACACUGCCAACCGAUGUCAGUGGCGUUCUUGUUGUCCGUUUAUAUCCAGAUCGCCUGAGUGAGUGUCUGCUUUCAAAUAAGUCAUGGUUGUACGGCAGUGAAGCAUCGGUGUUGAACACUGAUGUCAUGCUGUCGAUGAUGAUGAUGACGUCUCAAUGGCUCAAUAUGCCCAUAGCGGAAAAUUUGUUACUGGACAAGGACUACAACAUAAAACUUGCCGACUUCGGAUUUUCCAAUUUUUACGAUGGUGAGAAUAAACUGGACACCUACUGCGGCAGUCCUCCGUACGCGGCACCCGAACUGUUCCAGGGGCAAAAGUAUUUCGGUCCCGAAGUGGACGUCUGGUCCCUGGGGGUGAUCCUCUAUACUCUGGUCAGCGGCUCACUCCCUUUCGAUGCUCAGCAUCUCAAAACUCACCUUGUUUCUGUGUCAAGUGCUUUCCGGUUGGUUUCCAGUGGUCUAUCAAUAAAACUUUUCAGUCAUGCAGAUCAUAGAGCAGCUCCUUCAUUCAGGGACUACAUGCGAAUUCCAAGAAGCAAAAUUUGGAGGCAGUGCGGAAUGAAUGUUAGUGGGCAAGGAAUGAUAGUUCCUCUGCCAUGA